GAAAAGUGUCCAUCAAUUCAUGUUCAAUUAAUUAUGCUGCAAAUGGAAAUCUUGGGUUUCUUCUGUGUGUAUCUUGAGUCACAAUCAUUUACUGCACAAAAAGUGGAAUGUACUGUUUCAUCUGAAACGGAAGUCAGUUUCUUUGUUUCCCAUUAAACGCAAAACUAAAUGAAAAGCACAUGACUUUGCUUAAGCCUUUAUGGCUAGAAACUGCAGCUGGUUCACUAUAUUUUUAAAACGAUAAUAGCAACUAGAUGAACAUAUUAAGCUGGAUCUCUUUCAAAUAUAUUCGUUGAUUUAUCAUUUUGGAUUAUUUUUUACACUAAACUGCAGGCUGACAAAGCCUCCUUUACUCCACAGAAAGUGUAUAAAGAUUGAUCAUUUUUGUAGCACUAUCAUUUCAUUCUGUUGAAAAUAUUCCAUCACUUUUUCCUGACCAUUUGGAAUUAAUGCACAGAAAGGAAAACUGAAGACAGCCAAAAAAGAAAGCUCAGUCAGCAAAAAGUCACAAAGAAAUCAUUUUCCUUAGUAUUUUCAGCUCAAUACAUCCCUGAUCUGGUGAAAUGAAGACUUUGCAGAAGUUUUGUCUCCUCUUCUAUUUUUUUAUGCCUUUGGUGAAGCUAGCACCACCACCACCACAACAAAAUAUAGCUCCAUUUUAUGAAGAUACAGUAUUCAAGCAAGGUUAUGAAGACAUAUUAUUUAAGGAAGAUUAUGAAGAAAAGCCACAGGAUGCAGUAAAAUAUAAGGAAAACAAUGAUAUAGUUGUUUUCAAUGAAGAUGUACUACAAAUGCAAGGAGAUGAAGAUGGAACAGGAGAGAGCUCAACAAAUUUUACAGAUUUGGCUACUUGUCUGCUGUGUGUUUGCUUAAGUGGUUCAGUAUACUGUGAAGAAACAGAAACUGAAAACAUCCCAGCUCUACCAAAGGAAACAGGUUACCUUUAUGCACGGUUCAACAAAAUAAAGAAAGUGAAAGUCUCUGACUUUGCUGAUAUUCCCAGCCUGAGAAGAAUUGAUUUGACUGGAAACAGAAUUCAAGAAAUUGAAGAUGGGGCCUUUGCAAAGCUUCUAUUAUUAGAAGAACUUUCACUUGCAGACAAUGCGAUUGUCAAGCUUCCAGUUUUGCCUCCCAAACUAACUUCACUGAAUGCAAACAACAACAAAAUUAAGAGCAGAGGAAUUAAAGCAAAUACCUUCAAGAAGCUGAACAAUCUGUCAUAUCUUUACUUAGCACAUAAUGCUCUGGAGGCUGUUCCUGCUAACUUGCCAGAGAGCCUACGUAUUCUGCAUCUUCAGUACAACAACAUAACUACUAUCACAGCUGAAACCUUCUGCAAAGGGAAUAAUCAAACCCGCUACGUUCGUCAGCGCAUGGAUGAAAUAAGAAUGGAAGGCAACCCAGUCAUCUUGGGAAAGUACCCCGAUGCUUUUAUGUGCUUGAGAAUGUUGCCUAUAGGUACAUACUUUUAAUUGCUAACAAAACAGAAAAAGUGUGAAAGCAAGGAGGUAAAUAUUACCAUUGUAUCACUGUUUAAGUAUGUCUUUCCACGUUAAUAUCUUUCCACAUAUAUACAAAAUUUUAGCAGUUUAAUGUAUUUAGUUACACCUUCACUUGGUGAAAGUGCAUUAAUAAGCCAUUCUGAUUUACUAAGCCUGAGCUUUUUUUUCACUCAAACAUAAAACCAGUAAGGUAUUGUUAUUCAAAAGAAGGCACUCCAUUUUUCAAUGAAUAAAGAUAACUUUUGUCUAUUUCAAGAAUGAAAGGGAAUCAAUGUAAUUUGUCAAGUUGCAGGAAGCAAAUUGCGCACACUAUGGAAGAAAUGGGACAGGAUCUGCAGGAGGAGAAUAAGGCUUUCUAACUAAAGUAAAGUAGCAUUUCACACCGUAAUUCUACAAUGUGACACUUCUGUGAUUGUUGAAAGGAUGGACAAAACUGUGCUCCUAUAGCCCUGGAAGGCACAGUUAUACUAGGCAUGAGAUUAUAUGCUGUGAAAGGGGCUGUGGCAGUGGAGUUGGAAUCAUACACAUAGAAAUACAGUAAAAUAAUACUACAUCAUAUAGGGACCAGGGAGGCCUAUGCAAAUUCUUCUCUUAUGUGAAGAGAGAUUAUCCUCUCAGUUUUAAGGGCUUAAAUGGUUAUCCAUCCUGCUUCAAUUAUCUUGCAAACAAAUAUAAAGCUGGACAGUAUAGGCAACCAAAGUGUAUUGUGUUUAAUUUUGAUUUGGUACUUUACUACUGGUAUAAAGCUACACAAUACAUGCAAAGUAUUAUAUUUCAACCUGAUAUUUUUGAAUACAUUAAAGGGAUAGAAUAAAAGUGAAUUAUAGUGAUUAAAAGAGUUCAGAAAUAAUCAGCUUGUCUUACUGUGAGGAAGUCUUAGCUUAAAUAAUUAAAAACUACAGGAUACUAUAACGAUAUUAAGCAACGUAAGAAAGUCUAGAAUCUUUCUCAGUUUUUCUUAAACAGAUCAGACAUAUUACUCCAUUGGUUCUUUUGCAAACUCUAUAAUGCUAAAAUAAUAGCAAACCACUAGAAACAAAUUUAUAAUUGUAAUUAGGAAUUUUUAUAUACAAAUGCUUAGGAAACUUCUGCAAACUGUUAGAUUUCAAAAUGCAGAAUCAGUAAAUACCAAUAGCCACAUUGUGAAUUUAGAAGAUGACGGGGUUUCAGCUGGAGGCUUCCUCAGAAGAACCUGUAUCAUUAAAUUCUGAUUUGCACUUACUCUUAUUCUUUGAGCAUUUUUGGUUAUGAUAGAUAUAUUAUUUUCUGAUUUCAUUAUCCACUGGCAUUGAGCAAUAUUUUACAGCUAUCAAACUCUGCUGUACCCAUGUUAUUUUAACAAUAUUGUGUAUUAGACCUCAGUUACAUGGUGAAUUUAUAUGAUGUGAAACAUUUAGAGAUUUCUAUUUGAUUUUAGUUUGCACGUGUUUUCUAUGUCUAGAACUCUUAUGUGUUUAAUAAAAAAAAUCACCAUAAAGAAAAA
Molecule: messenger RNA, 2985 nt
Organism: Anolis sagrei ordinatus
Lineage: Eukaryota; Metazoa; Chordata; Lepidosauria; Squamata; Anolidae
Gene: OGN
Product: osteoglycin
Biological process (GO): articular cartilage development; bone development
Cellular component (GO): extracellular matrix
Molecular function (GO): protein binding
Source: RefSeq, a predicted model, not a curated record